UUUAAGAAUUUGACAUUUAACAUUGUGUUGCUCAUUCGGAGCUUAUAGCAAUAGAAGAUGUCAAUUAACGACACGUUAUUGAUAGAGUGUGUUCGUGCGCAUCCCGAAAUAUACGACAAGGGACAUGCCGGAUUCAAAAAUUCCGGCAUAAAAGACUCCGCAUGGAAGAUUGUUGGCGAAACAUUGAAUGCAUCAGCGACAGAUUGUACGGCCAGGUGGCAUACUCUUCGCGAGAGAUUCGCGAAAGAAAAACGUAUUUUUGAGCAGGAGGGGAAGUCUGGAGCAGCAGCCUCAACCCGUCCAGAAUGGGCCUUAUAUAGUGUUAUGUCAUUUCUGACACCGCACAUUAGGAAGAGAAAAUCUGUGGACAAUUUUCAAACAAAGGCGUUGGUAUCAAGAGACACGGUAGUGUCUCGCGACCACCAGUGCUCCUACUCCACCACUAUCAUCACCACCUUCAAUUAA
Messenger RNA from Nylanderia fulva, 465 nucleotides. The record is from RefSeq and is a predicted model, not a curated record. NCBI's taxonomy places the organism in Eukaryota, Metazoa, Arthropoda, Insecta, Hymenoptera, Formicidae.